AUAGACCCAAACCACUCGUUUAUCACAUCAAUCAGUGGUGUAUUGGAAACCAAAUCAACUAUGAAAACUGUUUUUCUCGUUUGUCUACUGGCCUGUGUUGUGCUUGCAACGGAAAGGAGGCAACACAACCAUCCUGACAACUCGCACGAUAAUCACCAUCAUCAUCAUCACUGUGAGAACUGCGGAACCUGUCCUGACGGAACGCCGGAACAUUGUGAUGAGCAUCAUGGAUGCACAUGUCACCUAAUGGAUAAGAGACAACACGGCCAUGGUGACCACGAGCAUCAUCAUCAUCACUGUGAGAACUGCGGAACCUGUCCUGACGGAACGCCGGAACAUUGUGAUGAGCAUCAUGGAUGUACAUGUCACCUAAAGGAUAAGAGACAACAUGGCCAUGGUGACCACGGUCAUCAUCAUCACUGUGAGAACUGCGGAACCUGUCCUGACGGAACGCCGGAACAUUGUGAUGAGCAUCAUGGAUGUACAUGUCACCUAAAGGAUAAGAGACAACACGGCCAUGGUGACCACGGUCAUCAUCAUCACUGUGAGAACUGCGGAACCUGUCCUGACGGAACACCGGAACAUUGUGAUGAGCAUCAUGGAUGUACAUGUCACCUAAAGGAUAAGAGACAACACGGCCAUGGUGACCACGGUCAUCAUCAUCACUGUGAGAACUGCGGAACCUGUCCUGACGGAACACCGGAACAUUGUGAUGAGCAUCAUGGAUGUACAUGUCACCUAAAGGAUAAGAGACAACACGGCCAUGGUGACCACGGUCAUCAUCAUCACUGUGAGAACUGCGGAACCUGUCCUGACGGAACACCGGAACAUUGUGAUGAGCAUCAUGGAUGUACAUGUCACCAUUAAACCCGCUGCUGGAAAAACAAUUUCAAGUUUCACGGAUGUGUGCUUUUAAAUAAAUUAUUUCCACCCGCUGAGAAA
This is a messenger RNA of Pecten maximus, 942 nucleotides long. RefSeq names its product histidine-rich glycoprotein-like. Bases 61 to 867 code for a protein of 268 amino acids. The record is from RefSeq and is a predicted model, not a curated record. NCBI's taxonomy places the organism in Eukaryota, Metazoa, Mollusca, Bivalvia, Pectinida, Pectinidae. The transcript is spliced from 8 exons.